Neomonachus schauinslandi (Hawaiian monk seal) is the source of this 1328-nucleotide messenger RNA. RefSeq names its product RNA binding motif protein 48 (gene RBM48). Lineage: Eukaryota; Metazoa; Chordata; Mammalia; Carnivora; Phocidae. The record is from RefSeq and is a predicted model, not a curated record. Gene Ontology annotation, cellular component: nucleoplasm. The transcript has 5 exons. Gene Ontology annotation, molecular function: nucleic acid binding. Bases 2 to 1105 code for a protein of 367 amino acids.
GAUGGCGUCGAGCGGCGGGGAGCUUGGAGGCGUAUUUGACCACCACGUCCAGAGGGCUGUAUGCGACACGCGGGCCAAGUAUCGGGAGGGGCGGCGGCCUCGUGCUGUCAAGGUAUAUACAAUCAAUUUGGAAUCUCGGUACUUGUUAAUACAAGGAGUUCCUGCAGUGGGAGCAAUGAAGGAAUUAGUUGAGCGAUUUGCUCUAUAUGGUGCAAUUGAACAGUAUAAUCCUCUAGAUGAAUACCCAGCAGAAGACUUUACAGAAGUUUAUCUUAUUAAAUUUAUGAAUUUACAAAGUGCAAGGACAGCCAAGAGAAAAAUGGAUGAACAGAGUUUCUUUGGUGGAUUGCUUCAUGUGUGCUAUGCUCCAGAAUUUGAAACAGUUGAAGAAACUAGAAAAAAAUUACAGGAGAGAAAGGCUUAUAUAGCAAGAACUACUAAAAAUAAAGAUCAUUACAUGACAAAGAAGAAACUGGUUACAGAGCUUAAAGACACAAAAGAUUUUAGACAGGACUUCCAUUCAGGGACAUCUGGAUUUUGUGCAACCACGCAGAACACUUCUACUGGCAACUCAGAUCCUUGUCUUCCUUAUUCUUGUGAAUUGCCUUUAUGUUAUUUUUCCUCAAAAUGUGCAUGUUCAUCAGGGGAGCAUAUGGACAGGGAAUCAAACUUCUCUCGGGAUGGUAGAAACCAUGCUGAAACAGUGGAACAUUGUAUGUACAAUGACUCUUCGCAGAAGAUACAAAUGAAACCUUUUAAAAACUCGUUGGCUUGCCCUGGUGCACAGAAGGCUGUUACUUCUUCAGAGGCAGUGGACAGAUUUAUGCCGAGGACAACACAGCUGCAGGAGCGGAAAAGAAGAAGAGAAGAUGACCGUAAAAUUGGAACUUUUCUCGAAACGAGCACGAGUAGUAAUGAGGUUAUGAUUGGGCCUCUGUUACCAGGUAUACCUAAAGUGGACAUGCAUGACGACUCAUUGAAUACAACAGCGAAUUUAAUUCGGAAUAAACUUCAAGAGGUCAUCUCAUCUGUGCCAAAACCUCCAGAAGACAAGCUGGAAGAUGUGCAUACAAGUCGUCCAUUAAAGCAAAGAAGAAGAAUAUAGACUCAGCAGCAAAUUCUGUUUUUUACAGCACUCUAUUUUUUAUUUUUAGCCUAUCGUUUUAAUUGUUGAAGAGAUUCUACUGCUGGUAUUUUUUAAUGCACUCCUCUUUGUAAUAUCAUUCAAGCUACUUACCUAAUAAAAUUUCAUUUUUAAAAAUUAGUUUAUCAUGGACAAAAUACAUGCCAGCCAAAUAUGUUCCUUAAAAAAAGAAAACUAAACUUUU